AUGGGACGAAACAACCUCAAUGUCUACUCUGGGCCUCAGUCCGUGAGGGAAUUUUUUGACCCCGAAUGCCAGCCUCCCCUGCCUUUGGUCGAGAUUCCCGACUGCCUCAACCCCAAUCGCGCCGAUGGCGUCCGCAUCUAUGCCAAAAUGAUGUCGAUGCACCCGGCCACCAAUGUCAAGGUCAUGCCAGCCAUGAAUCUGCUGGAAAAGGGCGUUGAGCCCGGCAAGACCAAGACCAUUGUGGAAAGCAGCUCGGGUUCGACCGUGAUAUCAAUGGCCAUGGUGGCCCGGGCUUUCCACGGCAUCGAUGAUGUCCAUGCGUACCUCAGCAACAAGACGAGCCAGACCAAAGUGCGCCUUAUGCAGUUUUUCGGACUUGACGUCACUCUGUUUGGGGGCCCGGCCCAGCCAACCCCCGUCGACGAAAGGGGUGGUAUCCGAGCCGCCUCUCGAAAGGCCAUGGAGUCCGACUCAGUCUGCAGUCCGAACCAAUACCAGAAUGACAAUAACUGGAAGGCCCAUGAACGCUGGACAGCUCCGCAAAUUCACCAGCAGCUUCCCGAUAUCAAUGUUAUUGCGGCCUCCAUGGGAACCGCUGGAACAAUGACCGGGCUUGGUAUGUACUUCGGGAAAGCGAAGCCAUCGGUUUACCGCAUUGCUGUGUGCACCGAUGCGGGAGACAGGGUUCCCGGGCCCCGGGAAUUCUCCCUCAUGAGCGAGGUCAAGUUCCCAUACAAGUCGGCUGUCGAUGUCAUCGAAGAGGUAGGCUCGAAAGACUCCUACUCUCUUUCGCUCGACCUCACCCGCCAGGGCAUCGUGUGCGGGCCAUCCUCUGGAUUCACGCUCCAGGGUCUCCUGCAACGUAUCGAAAAGAAGAAGCAGGAUGGCACUCUGUCGCAGCUGGCAGGCCCCAAUGGCGAGAUCAACUGCGUCUUCAUGUGCUGCGAUCUCCCAUUCCAAUAUCUGAAUGAAUAUUUUGACAAGCUGGGCCCUGAGAAGUUUCGGCCAGUGCGAAACGAGAGACUCCGGCAUGUCGACUUGUAUCGCUACGACGAUGCCUGGGAGCGAGAGGCCAUGGACGCCCUUUCAACCUUCUUCACACUUCAUCCCACCAACAGCCGAGACACGGCACUUUGCCUGGCUGGCAACUGCGUCGACGAGUUGGAAAGAGUCCUGGUCGCAAAGCCAAACACGCAGAUUCUUGAUUUCCGCAGAGCCGCUGAUUUUAACGCUUUCCACCUGCCCAACUCGGUCAACAUUCCCCUCGAAGUCUUGAAGAAUGGCGCAACGCGUGGCAGCCCCUUCGCAGACCCCGUCGGCGACUGCACAAUGCUCGAGGAACUGUGGCUUGAGCUAGAAAGGCUUUUCACCAUCAAAGACAAGGAUGGAGUGCGGAACCCCAGUGCAGAAGCCCUGAUGGCCAUCCUCCGGGGCAAGAGAAUCCUGACCAUGUGCUACGACGGAGAUAGCGCCAGGGUGGCCAAUAGCGUCUUGCGUGCCAAGGGAGUCGACUCCCAAAGCGUCCGGGGCGGAUUUGCGGCGCUGGCCAAGCUGCAUCUUCCAGACACUGGCUCGUCGCAGCAGUCGACUCGAGUCGUGUCCGUGGAAGCUUGA
Hirsutella rhossiliensis is the source of this 1614-nucleotide messenger RNA. RefSeq names its product pyridoxal-phosphate dependent enzyme domain-containing protein. NCBI's taxonomy places the organism in Eukaryota, Fungi, Ascomycota, Sordariomycetes, Hypocreales, Ophiocordycipitaceae. The coding region runs from base 1 to 1614 and encodes 537 amino acids. The transcript has 7 exons. Gene Ontology annotation, molecular function: cysteine synthase activity; cystathionine beta-synthase activity. Gene Ontology annotation, cellular component: cytoplasm. The record is from RefSeq and is a predicted model, not a curated record.